UUGAUUUGCUCCAUUACCUGAUGAUAUCUCCUUAUAUAUCAAGUGUUCUUUAUUUCCAAUAGAAAAGAUAUACGGUAAAUCAUGUCUGGACGAGGGAAAGGUAAAGCUAAGGGUACUAAAUCGAAAUCACGUUCUUCCCGAGCGGGUUUACAGUUUCCAGUCGGCAGAAUUCAUCGUUUGUUGAGGAAGGGAAAUUACGCUGAACGUGUUGGCGCAGGUGCCCCGGUUUACAUGGCCGCUGUUUUGGAAUACCUUUCAGCUGAAAUACUGGAACUCGCCGGAAAUGCAGCUAGAGAUAACAAGAAGUCUAGAAUAAUCCCACGCCAUCUUCAGCUUGCUGUACGCAACGACGAAGAACUGAACAAGUUGCUCGCCGGUGUCACCAUCGCCCAGGGAGGUGUGUUACCGAACAUUCAAGCGGUGCUGUUGCCAAAGAAGACCGAAAAAGGAGGAAAAGCCACUCACUAGACCUUAUAUAUUUGCUUGGAAAGCUAACAGUUUACCUUAUCAAAGCCAUUGAGACGAAGUGCUUUAAACGGCUUGGUCGUUUACUUUCCCUUGGCAUAUCAAGACUACAAUUUAUUUCCCCAGUCAUAAAUGAACAGAUUUCUAUUGAGUGGAUGCUGCUACGAAGAAAGAUAAAUAAUUUUCUUGAUUGAUUAGCAAAAUAGGGUGUAUCUAGGAAGAUUUCCAUACAUCUCCAUGCUUUCAUGAUCUUUUAAUAAGCACACGUUUUAUUGAUGAAGAAAACUGUGGCGAAAAUAAUAAAUCGCAUUUUGCCUUUGGUA
Messenger RNA from Pocillopora damicornis (cauliflower coral), 788 nucleotides. Its product is annotated as histone H2A. Gene Ontology annotation, molecular function: structural constituent of chromatin; protein heterodimerization activity; DNA binding. Gene Ontology annotation, cellular component: nucleosome. NCBI's taxonomy places the organism in Eukaryota, Metazoa, Cnidaria, Anthozoa, Scleractinia, Pocilloporidae. The record is from RefSeq and is a predicted model, not a curated record.